Molecule: messenger RNA, 1247 nt
Organism: Aegilops tauschii subsp. strangulata
Lineage: Eukaryota; Viridiplantae; Streptophyta; Magnoliopsida; Poales; Poaceae
Source: RefSeq, a predicted model, not a curated record
AUGAGACAAGGUAUCAGUCACAAACAUAUGUUACGGUGGCCGAUUUCUUGAGAAGGACCAAUUGUUUGGUGCCAAUCCAGGAGAGGAGCAUCUUCUCUUUACACCCUGCUCCUCAUAUUCUCUCCCAGCUUGCACCUGAAGUUUCGCACAUCUUCUCCUGCACUGCACUUCUUGGCUUAUAAACCGGAAGCUCCGGCCCACAGGCAGUCGAUCGCAGGAAUCUCAUUCCCCCACCGGCACCAAGCAAGCUCAUGAGAGCAGUCUGUCAGAGUGGCAAUGGAGGGACCAAGAGCGGUGGCGAUGGUGGCGGUGAUCCUCCUGGUGGCGUGUUGUUCUGCUCAGCUGGCUGUCGCCGGAGGUGAUCAGGGCCAGCCGGCGGCGGGAGGCCCGGAGGCGAGCCUGCUGUGCAUCAGCGAGUGCGGGACGUGCCCCACGGUGUGCACGUCGCCGCCGCCAGCUCCUCCCUCGCCGUCAUCGUCAUCGUCAACACCGUCGCCUCCCUCGCCGUCAUCGUCAUCGUCAACACCGUCGCCUCCCUCGCCGUCGACGUCGAUCCUCCCGCUGUCCACGCCCCCGCCGCCGUAUCUGACUCUGCUGCUCCCGCCGCCCCCAUCGUCAUCGUCGACGGAGCCGCCCCCGUCCACGCCGUCGCCGACUCCACCGAAGAGCAGCGGCGGGUCGUCAUCGUCUUCCUCUCCCUCGGCUCCGUCCUCGCACUUCUCGUCGCCGCCGUCCCCGCCGUCGUCCUCGGCGAACCCGUACUACUACUUCUACCUCUCGGGGGGCAGCAGGAGCCGCGGCGCGUCGAGCGUCUACACCGUCGUCAUCGUCGCGCUGCUCCUGCCCGCCGUCACCUUUUGGAGGUGAGGUGUUGGGCUCCGUCGCGUCGCCGUGCACAUUCCGGUGAACUCUUCGUGUGUUUAUAGUACAGUACUGUCACUUCCUUUCCCUUUCCCUCGUCAGAUUCAGAAGCUACCAGCACUUCCACUGUCUAGUAGUAAUUCCUUUUUUUCUUGUAACUCUGUCUAGUAAUUCGUUCCUGGUGUAAUGGUACUGCUGAUUAUUAACUAUUACAAGUGCAUACAGUACUGUUUAUUUUGGUUGUAAUUAGUCCCUUUAAAGCAUCUACAGCCGGACUUUGGAAAUCCGAUCCCUCAAACGCCCUCGCGUCGGCGGACACUGACCAACUUUCAAUCUCACAAUCGAACAUCUCAAUUAGCAUAUCUCAAAUUUUUACAAACUCAUGC